Molecule: messenger RNA, 957 nt
Organism: Beta vulgaris subsp. vulgaris (sugar beet)
Lineage: Eukaryota; Viridiplantae; Streptophyta; Magnoliopsida; Caryophyllales; Amaranthaceae
Exons: 5
Coding region: 1-957 (318 amino acids)
Source: RefSeq, a predicted model, not a curated record
AUGGUAGAUGAUGAUAAUCAUCACCCUUAUGCAUCCAUGAAUAUCGAUGAUCAUAUUAUGAUGGAUGUUCCUAAUGUUUCCGUCGUCCCGUCGAAUUCGAACCCGGUAUCAAGGAACAAUGUUUGGGAUCUUGUUGAUUCUUGGGUCAUUGAUCCAUCAGAAGAUCACCAUAAUAAUAAUAAUAAUCAUCAAAAUCAACAAGAAAUUGGUAGUGUUGAUGUAAUCAAACAUGGUGAUGUUUGGAGUAGUAGUAGUAAUAAGAGGAUGAGAAAUGGACAUGACAUAGAGGAUCAGUGUCAUGACCAUAAUGAAGAAGAAGAUGAUCAAUUGCCAUUGCAAGUAGUGUGGCCUAGUGCUCCGGUUCCUAAUUCUUGUUCUUCUUGUCAAGUUUUUAGAGAAAUUACUCAUACAGAUGGCACACAUACUACCAAGCUUGAAGUCCAUGGAGAGGUGGGUCAUGUAUCUCAUGCUGUCUACAAAUCUAAUCAAGGGUUAGAUACUUCUGACUUUCGUAUUCAUCAUAUGCUCAAUUUUUGUAGACAAAACUUAGAGGGCAUCAGAGAUUAUCUUAAAGACUAUCUUGAGGAGUAUAAAACAGAUGGAUACAUUUUGUUACAAGAUCGUCUUUCACUAUUUUAUGAGGCCUUGUGUAUUGGUUAUGAUUGGAUAAAUUCUACUCAUCAUGAUCAAGAUCUCCAAACAAACAAUAUUGGAUCAUCUGAACAAGGAGAGACUUCAAAUCAAGCAAUGAACCCUUUCAUAAUGGACCCCCAAAACCUGCCACCAAUGUUCAGGACUGAACUUUCUAUCCAGGUGAAAAGUAUACAAAGGAAAAUAUCCUUGUUGAAAGAAAGUUUAGGGGCUAACUGCACAGCUGCGGAUCAUCAGACUGAGCUCGAGCUUCAAAUGCUGCAACGACAACUAGAUGACAUUCUUAGUGGAAGGUUGAAGCCUUAA